CCCAAACUGGGCGGCCGAGCACCCAACAGACUUGAUAGCGUUCCCUCCUCUCCAUCUAUCAACAUCCGUCCACCGUUGUAUUGGUGAGUGCAAACAUCAUGGCGGCAUCAGGAGGUCAUCUCCUGGUACCGAAAGCCAUGAGGCUCAUCAGAUACGCCGUCGAAAAGACGGGUCGACUCAUCCGGGACAAACUCCCACAAGCCUCGAGGCCCAUAGAAGCCGACGUCCAACCCGCCUACGCCCGUGUCUCUCAGCGUCAGCCAGCGACUCGAAUUGCUGGAAUUCGCCAGAGUCAGAACCGUUGGUAUAGCACUCAACGCGCCAUCGGUACGACCAUCCGACACUUCUCCUCCCGCACUGGUAACAACGCUUCUCGGCCCGGGCGAGCAUCCUAUCCUUCUUCAAGGACCGCUUCCGCCGUUGGACGGUCGACUGGCCGUGCACCUUUCGCAUCUACUCUCCGACCCAACUUGACUGGCGGUGCCUUAUGCCGGUCGGCUGGCGGUUAUGGACUCGGAGGUGGUCGCGUCGGCGGAGCAAGAUACUUUUCCCACUCGCCGGCCGCUCCAGCACAGGUGGUCAACAACGUAUCUCAAGCAGUCCGAGCUUUUUGGUUGUCAGGCCAGAAAGUGCGUUUUGACGGUGCCAACCCUCGUACAGGAGAAAAGCGCUUUCGGGCUAUGUCCAGUCUGCAAGAUGAAGCAAAGCAUAUGAUGGACAUGUCUGCGGCCAAUGCCCCGGGGUCUUACCUUGAUUUCAAGGUUUCUCCGACCAUCACCGCAGUCGGUCCCUUGAGCAGCGUGCCUCGCUCUCCCUCCGCAGCUUCCUGCGAACAUGGACAUCAGCAGGAUACCUUGAACAAUGUCGCCGUCAUGUCCAACCUCGCCGUCGACUUUGCCCGUGCUCUCAAAGACUUGGCUGCCAUCAUGAACGACCUCAAGCAUUUAUCUGUUUUGGGGGAUCUCCCCAUCUCCUUGCACGACAGUACAACUUUAAGAGUCCGCUUCCCCGGCUGUGACGCAGACACGGUCGAGAAUCUCUGUCGAGAACUAAACAUCCGACGUGGACUUGUUGGUCAAGAUGAGGAUUUCGACGUGCACAACGGAACCGAUAUGGCGCUUCUUUUCCCCUUUGCACCCAGCAAGACCGCCAGUGAGGUCUGUGUCGACUCUUAUCAGGAAUGUCGGGCGACGAAACGCGUGAAGCGGGAUAAAAUCGAGUGGCACGAGAUGCUUUCGCCGGCGCUACAACCGUCGGCGGGUUACUCGCAUAUUUCCGCCACGAGCCAGUCAGACAAUGCAUUCGAAAUGGUCGACAAAGAUCUGGACCAUAACCCUUGGGCUUCUUCGCCCUUUGGAUACUCCAGCUUGCACGGAAGCGAGUCUGACAUGGACGGUGAUGCUGCCAUGUACUUCUUCCAGCCUCGCAACGUUUCUGUUCGACAGAGCCAUAAAACGUCCGCGGCUGGGAACGGCUAUGAAGGUGUUGAGGGGAUCUACAGGUUCAUUGAGGAAUGUGACCGAGCAAGAUCAUGAAUUAGUGGUUUAAGGACAGAGGGUUCCAGCUGUUGCCGGCGAGUGCAGCUCACAGAUUUCAACAUCAUGAUCCUGGAUGGGUUUGAUUUCCGGUUUCCGGUCAUGACUAUCAUUACGGCGUGGCAUCGCAAAAAGCGGCCGCGACCGAGGUUUUCUUUUACUUUUUUUCGAGUGUAUUAGCAGAAAGAGCCACAUUAGCGAGCCUCAGAUUGAACGAAUCACAUCUUAUCAUUACCGGUA
This is a messenger RNA of Exophiala dermatitidis NIH/UT8656, 1775 nucleotides long. RefSeq names its product DNA repair protein RAD51. The record is from RefSeq and is a predicted model, not a curated record. NCBI's taxonomy places the organism in Eukaryota, Fungi, Ascomycota, Eurotiomycetes, Chaetothyriales, Herpotrichiellaceae. Bases 99 to 1535 code for a protein of 478 amino acids. The transcript has a single exon. Gene Ontology annotation, molecular function: proteasome binding. Gene Ontology annotation, biological process: proteasome assembly.